Messenger RNA from Frankliniella occidentalis (western flower thrips), 945 nucleotides. RefSeq names its product heat shock 70 kDa protein PPF203-like. Gene Ontology annotation, molecular function: heat shock protein binding; misfolded protein binding; ATP-dependent protein folding chaperone. Gene Ontology annotation, cellular component: cytoplasm. Lineage: Eukaryota; Metazoa; Arthropoda; Insecta; Thysanoptera; Thripidae. Gene Ontology annotation, biological process: protein refolding; cellular response to unfolded protein. The record is from RefSeq and is a predicted model, not a curated record.
AUUUAUCAAGGGGAAAGGUCUCUGGUGAAAGACAACUUUUACCUUAACAAAGACAUCACGAUCGAGAUCCCCCCCAAGCCCGUGCGCGAAGCAACUGUCGAUGUUACAUUCGAAAUCAAUGAGAGCGGCCUGCUGACGGUGACAGCAGUGGAGCCCACAUCCGGGCGGCAGGUGAUGGUGGAAGUCACGCCCAAGGAAGCGCACCUGAGCGAGGCCGACAUCCAGGCUAUGAUCCAGAAGGCCAGUCUCUACAGGUGCGAGGACAAUGAAGCUAAAAGGAAAGUCGAGGAAGAGCUCCGAAAACGAGGAGUUGUUUUCUAGUUUUUGUAGACGGUUUAAAGAAUUUUUUCGUUUUCCCUCAUAUUUUCUUUUUUUAGCGAGAUUUUAGAUGAUUCUUCAAACUUAAGUGUAUGCAUAUUCGAUUGUAGUAAUACUUGUUUAAUUAGUUUGUUAAAACUAGAAGCUCAGUUAAGGUUGAACGGCCUUUAAUUUCAUCUUUCCACAAAUCUUCACUUGACAAUAAAUUCAAAUAGAUAAAGGAUACAUUGCUGCUAUUUUGUGAUUUGAGCCUCCUCGAAAUAAUUCUAGAGCCCAUAUUCAAUACUGCCCGUGCCGAGGCGAACACAGUGUAUCACUGAUAACAGCAUUUGUUCUUUUAAAGGAUUGUUUGAAAAGUACGCCCGUGUUUCCUAUAUAUUCAUUCGUUAAACUACGGGAGCUCAGGCGCCUGCGAGACUCGGGGUAGGCCUCCCCGCACUACUCGCAUGCACUGCAGGCGGAGUGUUGCCUACCAUCCAGGCGGCAAGAGACCGUGCAUUGGCUGAACCAGGCAGUUUCGUAACGUUGAACUCCGUGACGUUAACGGGGACUUUAACCCAGCACUAUGGCUAGUAUUCUGUCUUCUUUUCGUAGCACGAAAAUCAUUAGGAAGAGGUUAUGUGUAGG